UCAACAUAUUGUUUCCAUUUUCCCUUUUAUAUUUUUGUUAAACAUAAUGUAUUUAUUAAAAUUAAAAUGUUUAAUUAUCUUUGUCACGUUCGGUAUUAUAGUUUCUCCUUUACCCAGCGCUAGUGCUUUGUGCAUCGGUACAUCACCGGCAUCAUGCUUAACUGAAUUGUCUGAGGAGGAAGCUAAUGAAACGUUAAAAUAUGUGAUAAGUAAAUAUGAAGAAGUUGAAAUGAAAAUUAUUGGCGAACCCGUAUCCAUCUACGGUUUGCGUUUGUCAUACGGCGAUGCUGAGGAAGAGUUGAAUAUUCAUUUCAAAUACAUUGACAACACACAACACGACAUCAUACAGAAUUGUGUUUUUGCUUUGUAUCAUCGUCAAAAUGAAUGUGAAUUGAUUAAAACUAUUUGCAAUACAUUUCUGCCGAUUACACCGCGUCCUCUGUUACAACGCAAAGAUUUGCGUAUUUGUGAUGAUGGCAGUGAUGUGCAACUGCUUGAAAAGGAAGAUUUUGAUGGGGAGGAAACAACAAUGGUGACAACAACAGAUACCGAACAGGUUGCCUCCAAUGCUGACAAUGAUGCAGAGGAUUCUGAUGAUGACGAUGAUGGUGCGAACGAACAACAGCGACAGUCGGCCCAGCAACGCAGCACUGAGGUGGCAAAUGAAUGA
Calliphora vicina (urban bluebottle blowfly) is the source of this 670-nucleotide messenger RNA. RefSeq lists its product as uncharacterized. The transcript has 4 exons. Bases 47 to 670 code for a protein of 207 amino acids. The record is from RefSeq and is a predicted model, not a curated record. Lineage: Eukaryota; Metazoa; Arthropoda; Insecta; Diptera; Calliphoridae.